ACAGCCACUACGGCCAAGUCAUCUACUGCAACGCCUACGAUACGACAAGUCUGCCAUAAGAGCCUGCUCCUUCAUACGUUGAACGCACUUUAUCCUGAUACACGCGCGGUUUGGAGUCCUUGAUGGCGAGCACAGCAUCUGAAGUGGAUGCAGCAGCGGACAAGUUAUCUCAACUUGGAUUAGGCAACUCGAAAGGGAAAGAGACGGCGUCAGAAGGACGUUAUGUCCUUGAAAACGGGAACGUCGACUUAGUGACAACUGAUCGCUCGACCUUAAUACCAGCCGUCGAUAGCCAAACCAGCACCAACGUGAUUUUGAAGCGGAUACCUAGUUCUGAAACCGCCAACCGCGAACUGAAGAUUCUACAUCGGCUCCAGAAAGCGAAUGUUCCACAUGUUCUGACCCUCCUGGAUUCAUAUGUGGAGAGGGAAACAGGGAAUUCGGUUCUGGUCUUCCCCAGACUGAAGCGAUUAGAGACGAGAAAUAUUGAUUUGGUUGUGGUUGCUAGAUAUACCAGACAACUAGCAGAGGCUCUGAAUGGCAUUCACAGCAUCAAAUUGGCCCACACCGAGAUCUCAGCAGCCACCAUUAUGGCGGAUGACGCCUCUUCCUUAGUCAUGAUAUCAUGGAGCAGGGCCCAAUUUGCUGAUACCUUGGCAGCAGACCCGUCCAACCCAAUCACAACCAGCGCAGAAGCGGCUGCGGCGGCUGCCCGGCCACCACCAUCAUUCACGGCUCCCGACAUUCAUGCUGCCGGAGCGAUCCUCGGGCAGUGGCUCGAACCCUAUCUUCCAGGCUGCUCACUCAAUUACCUUGGAUCCCGUCUCGUGCGCCGCUCAACAACCACCUAUAUAUCUCGAAAACUCUUGGAUCGUCUAGAUGCUCAACGAAUGGGGCGGGAAGCUCCAUGGCAUGUUGCUGUAUCCCAUGCCGCUGACUUGUUGAGUAAAAUGCUAGAGCCAGAUGAGGAAAUUAGGAUCACGGCUGAGGAAAUGUUGAAACAUCCAUUUGUGGUAGCAGAUGAGCAGGACUUUUUGGGAACGGAUUAUGAGGCCUACCGGAAGGAGCUUGCGUUGAUUGGAUUGCGGGGUGCAUCAAGAAUUUCUGCAACGGCAAGAGAGCCGAGAAUUUUCAUGAGAGGAUGAUGGGAUAUGUAGACUUUUUGUGUAUCGUUUGUUAUGAGAAGGAAACUCUUUUGUCCAUAAACCAUUACGCACGUAACUAGCAUUGCUUCAUGGUAAACCA
Molecule: messenger RNA, 1245 nt
Organism: Spizellomyces punctatus DAOM BR117
Lineage: Eukaryota; Fungi; Chytridiomycota; Chytridiomycetes; Spizellomycetales; Spizellomycetaceae
Product: serine/threonine protein kinase
Exons: 3
Coding region: 123-1145 (340 amino acids)
Biological process (GO): protein autophosphorylation; intracellular signal transduction; peptidyl-serine phosphorylation
Cellular component (GO): cytoplasm; nucleus
Molecular function (GO): calmodulin binding; calcium-dependent protein serine/threonine kinase activity; calcium/calmodulin-dependent protein kinase activity
Source: RefSeq, a predicted model, not a curated record